This is a messenger RNA of Eimeria acervulina, 1881 nucleotides long. Its product is annotated as Ras family domain-containing protein, putative. The coding region runs from base 1 to 1881 and encodes 626 amino acids. The transcript has 13 exons. The record is from RefSeq and is a predicted model, not a curated record. Gene Ontology annotation, molecular function: GTPase activity; GTP binding; protein binding. Lineage: Eukaryota; Apicomplexa; Conoidasida; Eucoccidiorida; Eimeriidae.
AUGCAGGAGACCUCAGCGAGUAACACGCGGAAUUUGGUGCUGUCGGUGUGCGACUUUAAGCUGCAUCACCUGCCUGCAGCAGGAGCAGCAGGAGCAGCAGGAGCAGCAGCAGCAACAGCAGCAGCAGGAGCCCAAGGCCGGGUAGGAAGCAAACUCAUUGUUGGUAGAGGCACUCAGCUGCUGCUGCAUGGAGGUGCUGACGAGUUCGGCUGCUACAGCGACCUGCACUCUAUAGAGCUCGAGAAGGCUUGCUGCCGCGAGUUGUUGGUUGGGGGGUUCUCAAAGCCCUCUGGCCGCUUCGGACAUUCGCUGCUGCAGCACAGCGGCGCAGCAAUUUUGUUUGGAGGUUUAGCUGAGGAGGAAGACGAAGAGCAGCAGCAGCAGCAGCAGAGAAUUAAGCUGGACGACCUCGAAUGGUCACAGCCGGAGACUGAGGGUUUGCCUCCGCAGCCGCGUGCCUUCCACGCUGCAGCAAUUUGCGGGGAAUAUAUGAUAAUCUUCGGGGGAACAACAAACGCAACAUUCACGGAGUUGUGUAAUGAUUUGCAUCUGCUGGACCUGAGGUCGUGGCGCUGGGCGAGCAGCUGCAUUGAAGAGGAGACAGAGACAAAAAGAGAGACAGCAGCAGCAGCAGCAGCAGAAGAGACAGAGAAGGAGACAGCAACAGAGACAGAGACAGACGAAAAGAGACAGACAGCAGAAGCUGCAUGCACUGCUGAGCUGCAGCUGCUGCUGCGGGGCCCUUCUCCUUCUCCUCGUUGCGGGCAUGCGAUGGUUUCAGUCGCCAACAGAAACAGAUGCAUCAUGUUCGGCGGCGAAGAGGAAGACGGAGCGCUCUGGGCUCUGGACUUUCAAGUUGCUGUUAAAAACCGCAGCAGCAGCAGCAGCAGCAGCAGCAGCAGCAGCGAGACAGAGCUGGUUGAGCGAGUUGAGGCGACGUGGAGUAUUAUACCGACGCAGCAGACACCUCCCCCCAGUCGCCGCUUUCAUUCAUUUGUGCUGCUGGAGAAUCGGCGGCUGCUGGUGUUUGGCGGGAGAAGCAUCAGAAGACCUCAAGACCCUCUGGGUCUGUACGUGCUGCAGUUAGAUGCAUGCAAGUGGCAGCGCCCUCUCUAUGAAGGAUCUUUGAAUCUUGCUGCGCAGAGCGAAGCUGUGCUUCACGAUAAAUUAAUUGUAUUUGGAGGGGCUGCAGAAGCAGCAAAAGCCCUCCCUUCUCCCCACACAAAACCUGGUGCCACGGAUGCGCCCAGCAGCAGCAGCAACAGCAGCAGCAGCAGCAGCAGCAGCAGCAACAGCAGCAGCAGCAGCACCACCACCACCACCAUCAGCCGGCAGCUGCUGUUUCUUUCUGUGCUGGAGAUAAAGGAAGGCGUUGCAGCAGCAGACAUGAAGUUUAAAGUUGUUACAGUAGGAGACUCAGGAGUUGGUAAAUCUUGUCUCCUCACGCGCUUCGUACAGGUAAAGCAGAACCAACAAGAAGAGAAACAAGCCUUAUUUCUUAUUUUGUGUAACAAGUUUGAUUUAGUAGAAGAGCAGCAAAUCGAUUUGCAGCAGGCUGCUCUCUUUGCUGCUUCUGUUGGGGCAGACUUUCUCUGCACUUCGGCCAAAACGUCGGCCAACGUGGACACCGCGUUUUUGAGUCUCGCCUCAAAGCUGGUGGAGCAGCGCCGUGCUGCUGCUGCUGCUGCUGCUGCCGCUGCUGCUGCUGCUGCUGCAUCGGGCAGCAGCAGCAGCGGGGGCGCAGCAGCAGGUGGAGGGACUGUCUCCCUUGUUCAUUCUGCUGCUGCUGCUGAGCAAACCCGCAACUCUUGCAGCAGCUGCGCAGGAAGGCUGCGAGGCCCUGGCGUUUGCUACAAGCCUUUUUGCCUCAACAACCUCUAG